CCCCCAGGAAUGGUCCUUGUGCGCAGCGAGAACGGGCAGCUGCUAAUGAUCCCUCAGCAGGCCCUGGCCCAGAUGCAGGCUCAGGCCCACGCCCAGGCCCAGCCUCAGAGCACCAUGGCGCCCCGCCCUGCAACCCCCACAAGUGCCCCUCCUGUCCAGAUCUCCACCGUACAGGCACCUGGGACACCUCUCAUUGCACGGCAGGUGACCCCCACGACCAUAAUUAAGCAAGUGUCUCAGGCCCAGACGACGGUACAGUCCACUACAACCCUACAGCGCUCCCCUGGCGUCCAGCCUCAGCUCGUCCUGGGGGGCGCUGCCCAGACGACUGCCCUGGGGACAGCAGCUGCCGUUCAAACAGGAACGCCUCAGCGACCCGUGCCCGGCGCGACCGCCACCUCCACAGCUGCCACGGAAACCAUGGAAAACGUGAAGAAAUGUAAGAAUUUUUUGUCUACAUUGAUAAAACUGGCUUCGUCUGGCAAACAGUCCACAGAGACAGCAGCGAACGUGAAAGAGCUGGUGCAGAAUUUACUGGAUGGAAAAAUCGAAGCAGAAGAUUUCACUAGCAGGUUAUACCGCGAACUCAACUCCUCACCUCAACCUUACCUUGUGCCUUUCCUGAAGAGGAGCUUACCCGCCUUGCGACAGCUGACGCCGGACUCCGCAGCCUUCAUCCAGCAGAGCCAGCAGCAGCCGCCUCCCGCCUCGCAGGCCACCACCGCGCUCACGGCCGUGGUUCUGAGCAGCUCCGUGCAGCGCACGGCUGGGAAGACGGCGGCCACCGUGACCAGCACCCUGCAGCCCCCCGUCAUCAGCCUCACGCAGCCCACGCAGGUCGGCGUGGGCAAGCAGGCGCAGCCCGCCCCGCUGGUGAUCCAGCAGCCCCCGAAGCCAGGAGCCCUGAUCCGGCCCCCGCAGGUGACGUUGACGCAGACGCCCAUGGUCGCCCUGCGGCAGCCUCACAGCCGGAUCAUGCUGACCACGCCCCAGCAGAUCCAGCUGAACCAGCUGCAGCCAGUCCCCGUGGUGAAACCCGCCGUGUUACCUGGAACCAAAGCUCUCUCUGCGGUCUCGGCCCAGGCAGCUGCUGCUCAGAAAAACAAGCUCAAGGAGUCUGGGGGAGGCUCCUUCCGGGACGACGAUGACAUCAACGAUGUUGCGUCGAUGGCCGGAGUAAACCUGUCGGAAGAAAGUGCGAGAAUACUGGCCACGAACUCUGAGAUCGUGGGGACGCUGACCCGGUCCUGCAAGGACGAAACCUUCCUUCUCCCGGCGCCUUUGCAGAGGAGAAUCUUAGAAAUCGGUAAAAAACACGGCAUCACGGAGUUGCACCCCGAUGUCGUGAGCUACGUAUCCCACGCCACACAGCAGCGGCUACAGAACCUCGUAGAAAAAAUAUCGGAGACGGCGCAGCAGAAGAACUUCUCCUACAAGGACGACGACAGGUAUGAGCAGGCGAGCGACGUCCGGGCGCAGCUCAAGUUCUUCGAGCAGCUCGAUCAGAUCGAGAAGCAGAGGAAGGACGAGCAGGAGAGGGAGAUCCUCAUGCGGGCAGCCAAGUCUCGAUCCAGACAGGAAGACCCCGAGCAGUUACGGUUGAAACAGAAGGCGAAAGAGAUGCAGCAGCAGGAGCUGGCGCAGCUGAGGCAGCGCGACGCCAACCUGACGGCGCUCGCGGCCAUCGGGCCCAGGAAGAAGAGGAGAGCGGACUGGCCGGGGACGGCGGGAGCAGAGGUACCCGUGUCGUGGGCCGGGGUCUGGCCGGGGACGGCGGGAGCAGAGGGCUCGGGCCCGGGCUCGGCGGUGCCAGGCAGCUCCGGCGUCGGGACCCCCAGACAGUUCACGCGGCAAAGAAUCACGCGGGUCAACCUCAGGGACCUCAUAUUCUGUUUAGAAAAUGAGCGCGAGACAAGCCAUUCGCUGCUGCUCUACAAAGCGUUCCUCAAGUGACGCGGGGCGCGCCCGGACGGGGACGCCGCGGACGCUUUUCUACGUUUGCAGAUGACGCCUUUUUGUACCGAGCAAAGGGGAUAUUGUUCAAAAGCAGCCGCCUCUUUCCAGUGGGCAGUUUUCUACUCCGGUUUCUAAUCAGCUCUUCGGUGUGGAAGAGGACCCGUUCCUGUAGCCGAGAACACGAGGCCCGUGGCUCCGCCUACAGGACGCCGAAUCUUAGCUCAUCUCCGAGUGAGUGGCCUUCUUGCCAAACAAGCCAUAUAUAGACUGGCGGAGCCGCUGCGGGCGCGCCGUGCGGGCCGUGCCGUGGCCGUGCGUGCGGGCGUGGCGCGGCCCGUGUAGGUGUGUCUGCAGCCCACGACCUCAUCGCCUUUAUCUUAUUUUCGUCAUAGUCAGUUGGCAAAGCAAACUGAUUUUUUAGACCCCCCCCGCCCCGCCCCGCCCCUCCGCUGAGGAAUCUCGAGGGGCCGCCCCGCCGGCGGCUCCUCCGAAUGUGUGUCAGCAUGUGGACAGAGCGUUUCACUGCUAUAGUUUGUAAAGCUGUAAAGUCAAAGAAAUGAAAACCUUUUCAGCAUAAAUAUAUUUUACUUGCACUGUGUUUUUUAGCUAAAAGUGAAAACUUAGAUUAAAUAAAAUCAGAGUUGAGAAGAAUCAUCCGGGACUGGUUCUCAGUGUGAUCGAGUGCUGGGAGAGGCUGUACCUGUCGGUGACUGUCGCGAGCUCCGCACCGAGCGGGAGCGGCCUGCACACUGCGGUUAUUUUGCUAAGAGACUGCGAGCUGUGGGCCCACUUUGCAGGCGCCAGAGCCGAGCCCCUCUUUGUACCUAUUUUUUUAUUACAAAUAUACUAAUUGGUUCUUUAUAUUUUCAGAGGUUAUUGUAUUAAAUUGUCUAUGGAUAGUACUUUUCUGACUGUAAAUACCCCGGCUUUCUCCGAGUCCUCACGUCAGUGUCAGCCGCGCCCGGGUGCCGUCAGGAUUUUCCACCACCCCUGAGAGCUGUUACAGUCUUUUAUUUUGUCUUUUAGGAGAUCCCUGUCUUUCCAUUUUUCAUGUAAAUUUUGCACAGUUACUUGUUCAUAUGUAAAUAUUUUACUUUCAAAAAUGAAGUUUUUAAUUGCUAUUGUUUUAUAUAGGAUUGAAAGAAAAUUAACUCCUUUAUUAAAGACAAAUUUAUCUGUA
Molecule: messenger RNA, 3136 nt
Organism: Oryctolagus cuniculus (rabbit)
Lineage: Eukaryota; Metazoa; Chordata; Mammalia; Lagomorpha; Leporidae
Source: RefSeq, a predicted model, not a curated record